AUGCAAAUUACAAACGCUUCCACAACUCUUUCUUCCUCUGCCACUCAGCAGCAUAACGGCACUACUACUACCAACAACAACAACGACAACAGCGAUAGCAGCAAUAGUAGUAGUAGUAGUAGUAAUAAUGGUGGUGGCAGUGGCAAUAACAACAACAACAACAAAGCUAUAUCACAACAAGGGAAUGGAUCUAUACACAACAACAACAAUGAACCAGAAAUGCUUGGACGAGUCAAUAAGCAAGAACUUAUUCGCCUGAUAUUACAAUCACUGAAUGAUCUCGGAUAUCAAAAUGCAGCCAAAACCCUUGAACAAGACUCUGGCAUUGCACUCGAAUCCGAUACCGUUACUCGCUUCCGUGCAGCUAUCCUUGCAGGCGACUGGUCGUUGGCUGAAAGUCUAUUGACAAUGCUCCCAGGAAGUGAUGAUCCAGCGACCAUGAAUAUCUUACAAGCUCAAUUUUUGAUCCGACAGCAAAAGUUUCUGGAAUUGCUCGAGGCUCAAAAAACCAUGAAGGCCUUGCAUGUAUUACGGAAUGAAUUGACACCCCUGGGUCAAAGUAUUGAUCGUUUACAUCAUUUGUCAAGUUUAAUAUUUUGUUCAUCCGUUCAAGAUGUUCGAGCACAAGCACAAUGGGAUGGCGUGGAUGGAUCGUCACGACAACAACUCCUCGUGGAUCUGCAAGAAUACAUUCCACCAUCGACCAUGAUACCAAAGGAACGACUAUUGACACUUAUCAACCAAGCAUUCGAAUAUCAACAACGUCAUUGCUUGUAUCACAGUAACAGCGUUGCCGAGUAUUCCCUGUUUGAAAAUCAUCUUUGUGACAAAACCCAUUUCCCAUCAACGACUAUACGUGUACUGGAAGGACAUGAAGAUGAGGUGUGGCAUGUAUCAUUUUCGCAUAAUGGACGCUAUUUGUCUUCAGCAUCAAAAGAUAAGACUUGUAUUAUUUGGGAUUUGGAGACAUUUGAAAAGGUCCAAGUGCUUUCUGGACAAGAUGCCGCUUCUUAUUCUGCAUGGUCGCCCGAUGAUUCAAAGUUACUUGUGUGUGGCACCGAAAAGAAUUGCUUUUAUUUGUGGGAUCCCAUGAGUGGGGAAAAGCUACAUACCUACGAUGAGCACAAGGAUCAAGUAACAGGCUGCGUGUGGUUACCUGAUGGAGAGCAUUUUAUAUCGAGUGGAUGCGACAAGUGCAUAUGUUUAUGGAAUAUUGAUGGUGAGAUCAAGAGCCGAUGGCAAACACCACGUACAAUGGAAAUGAAAGUCACCAAGGAUGGCAAGCGACUGGUGACCAUGACCUAUGACCAGGCCAUUGAGAUUUACAACAUUGAAAACUUUAGGUUAAAUGACGUUGGCAAAAUUGAAGAAAGCGGCACCAUCACUUCUCUCAGUAUUACUCAGGAUGGCCGAUAUGCCUUGACCAACAUCACAGAGACGCAAGAACUUCAUUUGUGGGAUCUUGAGGAACGCCAGCUUAUCCGGAAAUACAUUGGCCAGAAACAAAAGUCCUUUGUUAUUCGUUCAACGUUUGGUGGUGAUGAUGAAUCCUUCAUUAUCAGUGGAAGUGAAGACAAUUGCGUCUACAUUUGGAGUCGAGACUACCAAACGUUACUAGAGGUGCUUGAAGGUCAUACAGGCAUUGUUAACUGCACAAGCUGGUGUCCAGUAGGCCCUCCUAUGUUUGCUUCAGCCAGCGAUGACAAGACCGUUCGAAUUUGGGGCGUUGAUGAUGGAAUCGACAAGGAAGACGCCAUCCUUGUAUAA
Molecule: messenger RNA, 1767 nt
Organism: Lichtheimia ornata
Lineage: Eukaryota; Fungi; Mucoromycota; Mucoromycetes; Mucorales; Lichtheimiaceae
Exons: 11
Coding region: 1-1767 (588 amino acids)
Biological process (GO): proteasome-mediated ubiquitin-dependent protein catabolic process
Cellular component (GO): GID complex
Molecular function (GO): protein binding
Source: RefSeq, a predicted model, not a curated record